Molecule: messenger RNA, 4020 nt
Organism: Drosophila kikkawai
Lineage: Eukaryota; Metazoa; Arthropoda; Insecta; Diptera; Drosophilidae
Gene: Vrp1
Product: Verprolin 1
Biological process (GO): actin filament polymerization
Cellular component (GO): actin filament
Molecular function (GO): actin binding
Source: RefSeq, a predicted model, not a curated record
CCCACGAAAAGUCUAGCAAAUCAAAAGGCUGUGUGUGUGUACGUGAGUGAGAGUGUGCUAUCGGAGUGUGCCUGUGUUUGUGUCCAAAUGAAAAUUAGUCAAAUUUUAUAGUAGUUCUGCGAACAGUUAGGCAGGCAUAUCUCGGCCCGCCAGACUUUUACACAUUUCUACAAUUUAUUCGCGAUUUAGGAGCAGUUGUUGCCCAUGGGCAACACGGCAUACACGGCACACAACACACAUCAUCAUACAUACAUGUGUACACACAGCACCUGCGUACAUGAACGAUCGCGCGCGUGUUAAAAAUUAACGAAUUCCAACGGUCCAGAGGAUAUCCAAUGGAAAAACCUUUGGGAUGCUAAUACACCUUCCAUUGCCUUCCAUUGCACAGAGCCGAAAAUCGUUCACCACUUCACCUGCUAAAGCGUAGAGCCAUCGAAAAGCGCCGGAGGUCUGAGAAUUUCAUUCAGAGAAGCAGCGCACACGGGCCGAUCCGAAAUCAAAAACCCGCUUCAAGAUGGCCAUACCGCCACCACCGGGACCUCCGCCCCCGCCAGGACCGCCUCCGCCCCCGGCGAUGGGUGGGCUCAAACUGGGCGGCGCAGCAGGAGGAGGCGGUGGCCCUGAUGCCCGGUCCGCCCUGCUCAGCUCCAUUCAGAAGGGCACCAAGCUGCGCAAGACCAACACCGUGGACAAGAGCGGACCGUCCUUGGCGGGCAAGGUGUGUGGAUCGGAGGGAGGAGCUCCUAGCAAGCGGACCCUCAAUAACAACAACACCAGCAACCACAACAACAACACAAGCAGCAGCAGCAGCGGCAGCAGCAAUGGCCUUGGCAAUGGAGCCCCCAAAUUGGGAGGCCUGUUCGAAGGCCUCUCCCAAAUGCCAAAGCUGAAGCCCGUGAAUGGCAUGCGCGCCACACCACCAUCGUCCGCAACAAAGUCUACGGCGACCGCCCAGCAGCAGCAACAACAACGCAGCAAUAGCCCCCCCGCCGCCGCCAGCAAUGGACCCAUGGACUUUAGCUCGGAGCUGGCCAAGCACUUGACGCUGAAGCGCCAGAAGCAGCAACAGCAGCAGCAACCUCAGCCGCCAGCGAGCAACAACACACAUAUCAAUGCGACAGAAGCCAAUCUGAGAACAAACCGAGGACCACCACCGCAACCGCCAAAGCAGCCAGCCAGCUCGAGUGAUUCGAUCUUGGAGCGCAUGAACAUCCCCCGCACGGCGCCGGCACCGGCACCCACCUCCUCUGUUAAAGCGGCAUCGCCCACGCUCUCGGACAGCGGCAGCAGCGGGAGCAGCGGCAAUGGAGGCAGCGUCAAGAGCAAGGCGGCCAAUCUAAAUAUCUCGUUAGGCAAUAGUUUUGUAAAUAGUUCAAAGACAUCAGCAACAACAACGACCACGAGUAGUGCCUCCUCGCUGAGCUCCAGUCAAACGUCCUCGAUGGGAUCGCUGCGCAAUCUGGCGCCCAAUAAGUCCACGCUGUUUGGUGGUGGCUCUAGUUCCGGUUCCGUUUCCGGUUCAACUUCCGGUUACAAUUCUAAUGGUGUUGGUUAUGCAAGUGUCCAGAAAUCUUCGUCUUCGUCGUCGUCAUCGGCCGACAACACGCCCACGCCUAUGAAGCCGGCCAUCAGCUUUGGCAAGCCCAAUUUUGCCCCCAAGCCACCGGGCCUGCAGCAACUGGCGCUGGCCAACGGACAGCAGCGUCCGGCGGUGACCAGGCAUCACAGCAUGAAGUCGCCCAGAUCUCCGCCAGCGGCUGGCAGCGUCAAUGGACCCGUAUUCCCCACCCAGCAGCACUUGGGCACCUUAAGAGGUCCCCUGCAAGGUCCUUUCCAUGGCAGUGAAGCAGGCAGUCACAAUACCAGCGCUGGCAGCAUGAGAUGUGCACCCAAUCCGCCAAAGUCCCGCCCAUCGGUAAAGCCACCACCACCGCCCACGCCGGCCCGCAGCUUCUCCAACAGCAAUCUAAGCAACAUUGGCGGCGGCUCCACAACGGCUCCCUUUAGUGCUGUGAACACGGCCUUGAUCCAAAGCUCGGCAACCACCACGCAGGCGGCACCUUCGCCGCCCAUAACCCAGCCCCCGUCCUCCUCCAGCAGCAGUAACAGUGUGGCCGCUUUGCGGGAUCAGUUUCGGGCGGGCGGCAUGUCCAAUGGAGCGCCAUCCCCACCGCUGCCGCCCACUCCGGCUCCCACCACCUCCUCCUCAUCCGCAUCAUCCUCGGCCACGGCCAGUCCCAAGUCCUCGAUGAUGAUGCGCGAUAACGUGAAGCCAAUUAUACUGAACGGAGGACCCAUCAAUCCGCCAGCACCGCCACCGCACAGGAGCUGUCCCCCGCCACCGCCGCCGCAGCGACAGUCGAGCAAUCUGCAGCAGCAGAAGCAGGAACAGAAUCUAGUGGGUCGCUGGCUGUGGAGGAAACUCGGAUCCUUUAGGCAGCGAGUUCAGAGGAAGCGUGAGGAGGCAGUCCUGCUUGUUAUAAUGAUGAUGGUCAACAGCAAGCGCCAAGGCGGCUCUGGAGCAACGGGAGGAGCAGCGCCAGUACCACCGCAGCGUCACUCUUCGAUCAGGCCCAAUGCCCCAUCCACACCGCCCACGCACAUGGCCAAUGCCUCGCAUCAGUUUGGCAGCAGCUCGGGCCUGUCCUCCGGAUCGGGCUCGGCCAGCGUGGGACGCCUGGUCACGGAUCUGGAGACAAAGUUUGGCAAGCGUUUCCACAACGUCACCGAGUUCCCCAAGCCGCCGCCGUUUCUAAAUAUACAAAAAGUCUAUCCUAGUCGCACGUUUAAGGCCACCAACGCACCCAGCAGCGGCGUGAAUAACAACAACAACAACAGCUCGGUGGCCAGCAACAACAAUACAACGACUUCCAAUCCAGGAGGAGGAGCAACCUCAAGUCCUGCAGCAGCUCCUCCUCCACCUCCAGUGCUGAAGCCGGCAUAUGCACCUCUGAAGAAACACCGAGCACCAGCACCACCACCGCAAGCAGGAGUGGCCGCCGCCACCGUUUCAGUUAUCCGGCAGUCGAGUUUUCUCUAUGGCGGAGCAGGAGCCGGAGGAGGCGCUGCCUCUGGGGCAGCGGGCACCAGCAUACGACCACAGUCGCAGCCGGCGGGGAUUGGGCCGCGCAACUCCACGGUAUACUGAUCGGGAUCGGGGGGAUAAUUGUAUAUAUUAUAUAGAGGUGUGUGUGUGGUCAGCUUGUGUAAGUAAUAGCGAGUGUUGAUCGUGCAAAAUCUCUAUGAAAAGUAUGUGAAAUAAACCAAGAACAGCACACAGAAACCAGAAAAGAAAGAGCUUCGUAGAGAGCCCCAAAAAUUCGUUGGCAUUGUCUUCCCAGGCUGCACAAAAUCACUGGAGAUCAGAGCUCCCAAUUAACUCCUCUGACUUUCAAACCGAAUCGUUCUCUCCCUGAAACCAAGUGCUAUUUACGAGCGAUAUCACCAAUCUGUAUAUAGGAUAUAGCACCGAGAGUUAGUGAAAUUAUCAAGCAUCUAUGUAUAUUGAUUGUACUUACUUGUAGAAGCGCGCCUCUUUAUAUAAAUAUGUAUCUAACUAGACUGAACAUGUUAUUAAAAGCCCAAACAGCAACAAUUAAUUAAUAUGUAACGAUAUAUAUUACGAUCUUUAGAAUCGACUACGCGAUGUACGACUUAAUCCCCUAGAGCAAUAUGGUACACAACGUAUGAGCAAAAAUGUUAACAAUGUUGCAAUAAUGAGCACAACCGAGAGAGCAUUUCAACGAAACUCGUCGCACACACAUUCCAUUUUCCAUUUCCAUUUCCCUCUCCGUCUUAAGUUUCGACAGUUCGUGUGAUAAUCUCAAAAGGAGUAUAUGCUAUACCUAGGUAAUCUAUCUAUCAGCUGUGGUUGGGUCUAGACAUUUGUUAAAGCCUCCUUUUUGAACGGAAUAUACACUAUUAGUAUUCCCUAUUAUUAUUAUUAAAUUCAAUCAUUGUUGUUGGACUUGGUGUCAUUAGAACAAGUAUUAUUAAUCAGCAAUUGCAUAACAUUUAUUA